AUGGCGACCGUCAGCGUGGGGGACACCGUCAUGGUCCCCGGCGACAUGCAUGGCGUCGUCAAAUUCAUUGGCCCUGUCGCCGGGAAAAAGGGAAUAUUUGCAGGCGUACAACUCGCGACGGAGUAUGCGCCUCGCGGCAAGAACUCUGGUGAAGUGGAUGGAAAAUACUAUUUCAGAACCUCGAUCCCGGGCUCAGGCAUAUUUCUGCCUCUGGAGAAGGCUGUAAAGAAACCCGGCAGUUCGGGCAGUCUGGGACCGGGAGGACUGGGACUCAGUGGUCUCAGAGCGAGUCCUGGGCCCGGGACACCCACCAACAGACUGGCCAGCUUCAAUCAGGGCGGGAGAACACCCGGCGUGACGACGGGUAUUGCAAAACCCUCCUUCAGUCAGUCCAUGGGUCCGGGCGCCAUGAGACCGUCGGGCGCCGCCAGCCCGGCCCUCAAACCGCCACCCCUGAGAAGGGAAUCCCUCCCACGACCCUCGAGUCCGCUGCGAAAAAUCAAUACGCCUACACCCAGAACACUGGCCACGCCGAAGACGCGGCCCAGCGGUAUUGGUCUCGCAAAGAGCACCAACGGAGGAGGACCAGGCGGGCCUUACGCCAAACCGGGCCAGCAACGGGGUGUCAACAACUUCAGCCAGAGCUUGCGACAGGGCAGCUCGACCACAUCCGCAAGCCCGUCGUUAGGGCCUGAAUCGAGUUUUGACGAAAUUCCCGAGCAAGAGGCGGAGUCCACGCCCACGCCCACGCCCAACUUUAGUAGAAAGACGACUGAGACCAACGUGGAAAAGUACGAGACCAAGAUCCGCGAAUUGAGCGAAGAACUGGAGAACGCGAGACGCCAACUACACGAUCAAGGCACGAGUUUUGCCGAGAUGGAGCGCAAUUUCAACGAAAUACAAAAGCUUCUACCCGGCCUGGAGGAAGACCAGCAGGUCGCGAAAAGGAACCGGGAGGACGGCGAAGAAGACCUACCCCGGGACAUCGUUUCCCUGAGGGAAGCGCUCCGGGAGAAGAACGACAAGAUCAAAAUUCUCACGGCGGAAUUUGACGCCAAUCGUGCGGAUUUCCGCUCGACGAUCGAUACGUUGGAGAUGGCGAGCACCGAAACCGAACGUGUCUACGAGAAGAGAGUCGAUGAGCUGUUAGAAGAAGUGAGAAAUCUCCAGGACCGAAGCGAGGAUGUCGAAAACGUCGCACAGCAACUUAAGCAGUUGGAAGAACUGGUGCAGGAGCUCGAAGAAGGCCUCGAGGACGCGAGGCGAGGAGAGGCUGAGGCGCGGGGAGAGGUCGAGUUCUUGAGGGGCGAGGUUGAGAGGUCGAGAAGCGAGUUGAGGAGGGAGAAGGAGAGAAUGAAGACGGAAGAGCAACUCAACGGUGGCGGUGGCUAUUCGUCUUCCUCGAAGGUGCAGGAGCUCGAAGCCCAGUUAACCGCAAAGGAUGAUGAGAUCCGGGGCUUGAAGGCCAUCAUCCAGAAUCUCAACGCCAACAGCCCCAAAAGACCCAACGGCAUCACGGUCACGAAUGGACAUCAGAGAAAAGACUCGACGCUCAGUGGUGACGCUGGAGAGGAUGCCCUGCAGCAACAGAUCCGUGAUCUUGAAGUUCUCCUACAGCAAAAAAGCGCCCACGAAGAGGAACUGGUGCAGGAAGUCCGACAGCUCCGGAAUAGCGUCACACUUUCCAAGUUCCCUAUGCCGAUGGGUGGCACUGCAUUUGGCAUCCACACCGGGAUGCGCACGGGGCACUCGAGGGGCAACAGCGAGGAAUUGGAUCGCAAGCACCUCAGCACUGGCAGUCAGCGGACGGUGGUCCUUGGGCCGGUAAAACGAAACGGCGCAAAUGGGCAUGAGCGGCAAGACAGCCAACCCAUCGGUGAGGAGUCCUGGCAUGAUGCUCCCUCGGGGGGAAUGUCGCCGGUCAGACAGCAUCACGAUUAUGACACUGGUGCGCGGGAACGUGAGAGGUCCGAUGACGGCGUAACGGAUGUCUCUACUUCUGAAAGCGCCGUGUUAUGGUGCGAGAUCUGUGAAGAAGGCGGGCACGACAUCUUGACCUGUGGAAACAUGUUUGGCCCCGGCAAGAAGAUGACGACAGACGUCGAACCGCCUGGUGUGGACGACAAGAAUGGCAGAGAUGUCGUGGGAGGGGACGUUGACCAUACUGAACAGACGCUGGGCGUGACAGCAGGACCACGGGAUCCCGAUCGACCACUUCCCCUGAUGAGUCGCAAAUCGACGAAUAACACCAUCACUUCGCCGUCGGACGUGCACCCGAACCCACCGCCGACAGAAGACUUGCCUUCGCCGCCGGUGGCAAUGGAAGCACCAGAAUCUCCAACUUCGAAGAUGGCGCAUGCUCCCCUUCCCUCCACCUCCAUGCCCGCUGCUGCUCCACCUCCACCUCCAGCUCCUACGAAACUCAUCGAAGGCACGGGUGCACAAGCGGGCAUGUUGGCCGGACGGUCAACGGGCGUCAUCGACCCGGAGAAGUGGUGUGCAUUGUGUGAGCGUGACGGACACGACAGCGUCGACUGUCCCGUUGAAGAGGCUUUCUAG
Molecule: messenger RNA, 2559 nt
Organism: Fonsecaea erecta
Lineage: Eukaryota; Fungi; Ascomycota; Eurotiomycetes; Chaetothyriales; Herpotrichiellaceae
Exons: 1
Coding region: 1-2559 (852 amino acids)
Biological process (GO): mRNA export from nucleus
Cellular component (GO): nuclear pore
Molecular function (GO): structural constituent of nuclear pore
Source: RefSeq, a predicted model, not a curated record